This is a messenger RNA of Bufo gargarizans (Asiatic toad), 1966 nucleotides long. RefSeq names its product serine/threonine kinase 32C (gene STK32C). Lineage: Eukaryota; Metazoa; Chordata; Amphibia; Anura; Bufonidae. The record is from RefSeq and is a predicted model, not a curated record. Gene Ontology annotation, molecular function: ATP binding; G protein-coupled receptor binding; G protein-coupled receptor kinase activity. The transcript is spliced from 11 exons. The coding region runs from base 85 to 1203 and encodes 372 amino acids. Gene Ontology annotation, biological process: protein phosphorylation; G protein-coupled receptor signaling pathway; regulation of signal transduction.
UUGGAUCAUUUUCAAAUUCUCCGGGCGAUUGGUAAGGGAAGCUUUGGCAAGGUUUGCAUUGUCCAGAAGAAAGACACCGAAACAAUGUAUGCCAUGAAGUACAUGAAUAAGCAGCAAUGCAUUGAGCGGGAUGAGGUUCGUAAUGUAUUCAGAGAGUUGGAAAUCCUCCAGGAGAUAGAGCAUAUAUUUUUAGUGAAUCUUUGGUAUUCUUUCCAAGAUGAAGAGGACAUGUUUAUGGUUGUGGACUUACUCCUGGGGGGAGACCUUCGAUAUCAUCUACAGCAGAAUGUCCAGUUCACAGAAGAGACUGUCAAGUUGUACAUCUGUGAAAUGGCCCUGGCAUUAGAUUACCUAAGAAGUCAACAUAUAAUCCAUCGAGACGUGAAGCCGGACAACAUCCUGCUCGAUGAACAAGGUCACGCUCAUCUCACAGACUUCAAUGUAGCAACAAUCAUUAAAGACGGCGAAAGAGCCACUGCUCUGGCUGGAACCAAGCCAUACAUGGCCCCAGAGAUUUUUCAGUCAUUUCUCAAUGGUGGAACUGGCUACUCAUUUGAGGUUGAUUGGUGGUCACUAGGGAUAAUGUCCUUCGAGCUACUCAGGGGUUGGAGGCCGUAUGACAUCCAUUCAAGUAAUCCAGUAGAGACCCUUGUCCAGUUAUUUAGUACAAUUACCGUCCAGUACUCAUCCGCCUGGUCAAAAGAUGUGAUUGCACUUCUGCGGAAGCUAUUGACAGUGAACCCAGAACAUCGCUGCUCCUGCCUCCUGGAUAUUCAGACGUCAGCCUAUCUAUCAGAUAUUGUCUGGGAAGACGUGCUGGAGAAGAAAGUGGAGCCAGGUUUUGUUCCAAAUAAAGGCCGGUUACAUUGUGAUCCUACAUUUGAGCUUGAAGAGAUGAUCUUAGAAUCAAGACCACUUCAUAAAAAGAAGAAGCGGCUGGCCAAAAACAAGUCCAGGGAUAACAGUAAAGACAGCUCCCAGUCAGAUGAUUUCCUGCAGGAGUGUCUAGAUGCAAUUCAACAAGAUUUUGUCAUUUUCAACCGUGAAAAGCCGAAGAAGACUCCAGAAAUGGGAGCUCGGCUGGGCCAGGAGUCAACAGAGGAGGCAGAGGCACCACUUGAGGCGGAGGCAGAGAAUGAAGCAGAAAAUUCCACCCUCAGCAUGUGCGUCUCUGUCUGUUCUUCUACGGGCAGCAUCAACUAAUUAUCCGGCUCCUGGGAACAUGAUCCUGAAGCUUCAGAGGUCAUGGAUGUCAUUCUCAGGUUGCAUAAAUGAAGACUUAAUGAAACGGAAAUCCACUGAGCAGUGAAACAUUGCUGCGCAAAACUAUCAAAAUACAAGGUGCACUUAGCUAUUCUAAUCCGAUUCCUCGAUACGUCAGGCGUGAUUUUUACAGGGAUCUCAUAGGAACACGAGAGGGUGGAGGUUCUCGGAAACUCAGAUCCGGUUACAUUAUAACUGAAGAGGCCUUUUUGCUACAUCAAGCAGUUAACGCCAGAUGUUUGUGCUUUUUCUAUCUUGUAAGAGAGAAUGUGUCGGUGUAAUAUGACAUCCAACCAAGAAUUGCACCGGGCUAGGCCUGGCCAGGAAUCACACGGAGGCAGUUAUUAGCUGGUGCAACCGUUCAGGAAGGACUACACAUGAGUCAGCAGGAUCGCCUGAUAAACAUGGCUGCCAGUCACAGUUUUGCUCGGUAAAGCAUGGCAAAAGAAAUGACAGCCGCCAUCCGGAGGUUUGCAUCGAGCUAUUUCUUUAAGGAUAAAUUUAUACAAGCAGACGACGUACCCUCCACCCAAAUCUAAGAUCCCUUCUGGAGGCGAUGAUGUAUAGACAUUGUUUCAUAAAUUUCAUCCAUUCGUCCCUAACAACGUUUUUCUUUUUCUUGGCUUGUAUAUUCUGGGGGGAGACGUUAUUGAACUAAAUGACAUUUUUAAUUAAAAUAUUGAAUAAAGCAUCAGAAAUUGUA